Molecule: messenger RNA, 1515 nt
Organism: Filobasidium floriforme
Lineage: Eukaryota; Fungi; Basidiomycota; Tremellomycetes; Filobasidiales; Filobasidiaceae
Exons: 5
Coding region: 1-1515 (504 amino acids)
Source: RefSeq, a predicted model, not a curated record
AUGACCGAUAGCACCUUAUUACCGUCCACAACUGUGGAAAGUGACAAUGAGAUCAACUUCAUCCCACCCAGCUCUACAGGCCAUGCACCCCACGCUCGAACCUCGAUCGCUCCUUCAGCGCUAGCAAGCGCAUCGGUGAGCGGUCCCAGCGGCGAUCAGGCCAACACGGUCCAGACUGAAACCAAAAACACCAGCCUCAAAGAGUCCUGGACCAACUGGAAGCGGGGUCUCUCUGACCGUUUCUCCAAAUCACCUGUCGAACAAGUCAGGGCUUUCAAAUUACCUGAAAGCCCAUUGAACUUUGGGGGGUUUCGAUGUUACGCACUGAACAACAAGAAGUUUCUUGCGGCCCUGUCUCGAGCACUCAAUGAGGAGAGCGGGGGGUUCUCGAGGCUGAUCACUGAUGGACCCGAUGGAGGCAGAUGGAAGAUCAUGCACUGGCCGCAAGAUGCUUUCACAGCAAAGAAGCGAAGCAACAAGCACUGCUUUUCGGUACUCAAAGCGGAUGAAUCAUUCAACAAGGACACUACUAAGGGAAAAGCUCUUGUGGUCACCCAAAGAAGGAGCAGAGGACUUGCGUCAACCACAUGGCAGCGGAAAAUCAACCCAAGCAGAGGAUUACACGCAGUCUCAUCACAUCCUUCCAUGCUGGUCAAUGCAGAUCCGGCCAAUCUGUUCCCCCGGUUGAGGCGUAAAAAAUCCCCGCCCAACAUGCGUCUUUCUGCAACCUCUGACAUCGAGCUUCGAGACCUGCCUUCCAUUUCACGGACGUCGACCCGCACGCCAUCUGGACCAGACAAUCAAGCGGACAGUACAUCGACGGAGGGGGAUGAUGGAAUGACCUUGGCUCCAGUGAUCAGUCGAGCCAGUACAGAUCUCGCCGGCGCAAUAUCGACCACGAAUCCAGGAUCUACCGCCUCGAAAACAUCUUGGGGGGAACUUAUAUCCAGGCCACUCUGGAAUCUGCUCUUGAAAGAAGACGCAGGUCCGCUCCGAGCUAUCGAGCACCCGAAAUACAAAGAAACCGGAUGGACUUACUAUCGAGAGACACGAUUUUUGGCAGCUUUUUCUCGAGCCUUGAAUGAGCCCAAAGGAGGGUUCUCCAGGUUGUUCUCAGAUGCAUGCGAUUGGGACCGAUGGGAAAUGAUGCGCUGGCCUGAAAAAGAUCUCGCGACAGGAAAUCGAACAGGGAGGUAUUACUUCCUGGUUCGGAAAGAGGAUGAAAAAAUCGACGUGGAAACCGCCAAAGCUAGCGCUCUCAUCUGGUCGUAUAAGCAGGGCGAGAAAGAUUUGGACCGUCCGAUGAACAGCAAAUCACGAGUAUGCCAGAUCACGGACGGCACAACAUCAAUCAACCUCGUCAUUUUUGGCUCGAGGCAUGACGGCUAUACCAGCCGCUAUCCAAGCUUGACCACCGGAUUUACCUAUGGGAUGGACCUCACCAAGUUCUUUAUGUGUACUCGCACGACCUACAAUGAUGAUGGAGGAUUGAGUUGUGACCCCUUUAGGAUGUAG